UUAGGUCAGGCGUUAAUUAAGGGGUGGCUGCAGAGGCACAGCUGGACCCCGGCUCCCUUUUCCUCCCGGCUCUCCCAUCCCCAGAGCAGAUCCCUCUCCCCGGGGCUGAGCGGGAUCAGAGCAGAGCUGAGCUCUGUCCCUGUCCCCUGUACCGUGUCCCUCACUGUCCCCAGCAGCCCAAAUCCCUGGGGGUGCAGGGCAGCCAGGCUGGUUCCACCCCUUGGGCUGGGCUUUGUCCCCACCCUGAGCCCCCUCACAGCCCUGGGCUGGGCAGGAGCCUCGUGCCAGGAGAGGGCAGCUCUGGUGAGGGCAGCUGUGCUGCUGCUUGGAACCAGCCCCAGUGCCCCAUCCCCAUCCCAUCCCAUCCCCAUCCCAUCCCCAUCCCAUCCCAUCCCAUCCCAUCCCAUCCCAUCCCACCCCAUCCCUCAGACCCUCAGCCUGCCCAGCUGGGCUCAGGCUGGGCCGGGCAGCAGCAGCCCCCGCUCUGUGCCCUGGCUGUGCCUCUGGGGCCAAGGCCAGGCUGGCCCUGCCUUGGGAGGAGCUGCUGGGGUUUUGGGGAUCAGGGAAUGUCCUGCUCCAGCUGCCUGGGGGGGAACCUUCCCUGCCCCCCCUGCGAGGGGCAGCAGCUGCGGGAGCUGCGGGAGCUGCAGCCCUCCCACCCUGGGAGCUGCUGUCCCACCCGAGCCCAGCCCCAGGGCUCUGCCAGCUGCCAAGACCAGGCCUCCCAGCCUCACGGCCCUCAUGGAAAAUCCAGAGCUCGUCCCCGCUUUCCUGGGGACAGCAGGUCACCCAUCCCAUCCCAUCCCAUCCCAUCCCAUCCCAUCCCAUCCCAUCCCAUCCACGAGAUUGGGCGUUCUCAGGGUGGUCCUAUCCCAUCCCAUCCCAUCCCAUCCCAUCCCAUCCCAU
Molecule: messenger RNA, 906 nt
Organism: Vidua chalybeata
Lineage: Eukaryota; Metazoa; Chordata; Aves; Passeriformes; Viduidae
Exons: 3
Source: RefSeq, a predicted model, not a curated record